This is a messenger RNA of Sinocyclocheilus rhinocerous, 680 nucleotides long. RefSeq names its product nuclear receptor subfamily 2 group F member 6-like. The record is from RefSeq and is a predicted model, not a curated record. Lineage: Eukaryota; Metazoa; Chordata; Actinopteri; Cypriniformes; Cyprinidae. The transcript has 2 exons. The annotation marks the transcript as partial. Gene Ontology annotation, biological process: regulation of DNA-templated transcription. Gene Ontology annotation, molecular function: sequence-specific DNA binding; zinc ion binding; DNA-binding transcription factor activity.
GUCAAACAGAGAGUGUCAGAUUGAUCAGCACCACCGUAACCAGUGUCAGUACUGCCGUCUGAAGAAAUGUUUCCGGGUCGGUAUGAGGAAAGAAGCGGUCCAGCGUGGUCGAAUCCCUCCCUCCCAUGCAGGCAUCAGUCCAGCCUCCAUGGUUGGAGUGGGUGGUGAUGUUGGAGGAGGUCACGGCAUGGGUGCUGAUUUCUUCAAUGGUCAGCCAGUGUCUGAGCUCAUCUCUCAGCUGCUGAGAGCAGAGCCGUACCCCAACAGCCGCUACGGAGCCCAGUGCGGCCAGCAGCUCACAGGAGCCAACAGCUCCGUCAUGGGCAUCGACAAUAUAUGUGAGCUGGCAGCCCGGCUGCUCUUCAGUACCAUAGAGUGGGCCCGGAAUAUUCCCUACUUUCCUGACCUGCCCGUGUCGGAGCAGGUGGCCCUUCUGAGGCUCAGCUGGAGUGAACUGUUCAUCCUGAAUGCAGCUCAGUCGGCUCUGCCACUGCACACGGCGCCCCUGCUGGCAGCUGCCGGCUUUCACUCCUCCCCCAUGCCCGCUGACCGCAUCGUGUCCUUCAUGGACCAGGUGCGGGUUUUCCAGGACCAGGUGGACAAGCUGGCACGACUGCAGGUGGAUUCUGCCGAAUACAGCUGUCUGAAAGCCAUUGUUCUGCUCUCACCAGGUGCGUGAU